AUGGUCCACGUCUCCUUCUAUCGAAACUAUGGGAAGACUUUUAAGAAGCCUCGCCGUCCUUAUGAGAAGGAGCGAUUGGAUGCUGAACUGAAGCUUGUGGGAGAGUAUGGGCUCCGGUGCAAGAGGGAGCUCUGGAGGGUUCAGUAUGCUCUGAGCCGCAUUCGUAAUAAUGCCAGAAUGCUUCUGACCCUUGAUGAGAAGGACCCUCGUAGGAUUUUUGAGGGUGAAGCCCUACUUAGGAGGAUGAACAGGUAUGGACUGCUGGAUGAAAGCCAGAACAAGCUCGAUUACGUGUUGGCCCUCACUGUUGAGAACUUCCUUGAGCGGCGCCUCCAAACACUCGUGUUUAAGACUGGAAUGGCAAAGUCGAUCCAUCAUGCUAGAGUGCUCAUUAGACAGAGGCAUAUCAGGGUUGGGAGGCAGGUAGUCAAUGUUGCCUCAUUUAUGGUGAGAGUGGACUCACAGAAGCAUAUUGAUUUCUCGCUUACAAGUCCUUUUGGUGGUGGUCGUCCUGGUAGAGUGAAGCGAAAGAACACAAAGGCAGCUGCUAAGAAGGCUGCUGGUGGAGAUGGAGAUGAAGAGGAUGAAGAAUGA
Messenger RNA from Ilex paraguariensis (yerba mate), 594 nucleotides. The record is from the annotation of a GenBank genome assembly. NCBI's taxonomy places the organism in Eukaryota, Viridiplantae, Streptophyta, Magnoliopsida, Aquifoliales, Aquifoliaceae.